CCCAUGGAGCCCGAGGCCCCGGAUUCCCGCAAGAGGCCCCUCGAAACGCCCCCCGAGGUGGUCUGCACCAAGCGCAGCAACACGGGAGAGGAAGGCGAAUACUUCCUGAAGGUGCUGAUCCCCAGCUACGCGGCGGGCUCCAUCAUCGGCAAGGGUGGGCAGACCAUCGUGCAGCUACAGAAGGAGACGGGAGCCACCAUCAAGCUCUCCAAGUCCAAAGACUUCUACCCCGGAACCACAGAGCGAGUAUGCCUGGUACAGGGCACAGCAGAGGCCUUGAAUGCUGUGCACAGCUUUAUUGCCGAGAAGGUCCGAGAAAUCCCACAAGCGAUGACCAAACCUGAGGUGGUCAACAUCCUUCAACCCCAAACCACGAUGAACCCCGACAGAGCCAAGCAGGCCAAGCUGAUCGUCCCCAACAGCACGGCGGGCCUGAUCAUCGGCAAGGGGGGCGCAACAGUGAAGGCCGUGAUGGAACAGUCAGGUGCCUGGGUGCAGCUGUCCCAGAAGCCAGAGGGCAUCAACCUGCAGGAGCGAGUGGUGACCGUCAGCGGCGAACCCGAGCAGGUACACAAGGCCGUGAGCGCCAUCGUGCAGAAGGUACAGGAAGACCCCCAGAGCAGCAGCUGCCUCAACAUCAGCUACGCCAACGUGGCUGGCCCCGUGGCCAACUCCAACCCCACCGGUUCGCCGUAUGCCAGCCCUGCCGACGUGCUGCCUGUCCUCCACCAGAUGGCUCCCUCGCACAUGCUCACACAGACCUUGGGGGCUGUGGUCUUGGUCUCCCAUGUCACUAUUUCCACAGGUGGCCCGCUGGUGGCCGCGGCAGCCGCGGCGGGAGCGGCCGGGGGCUUUCUGACGGCAGAGAAGUUGGCAGCCGAGAGUGCCAAGGAGCUGGUGGAGAUCGCGGUGCCUGAGAACCUGGUGGGAGCCAUCCUGGGCAAGGGGGGCAAGACGUUGGUGGAGUACCAGGAGCUGACAGGCGCCCGCAUCCAGAUCUCCAAGAAGGGCGAGUUCCUGCCAGGCACGCGGAACCGGCGGGUCACCAUCACUGGCAGCCCCGCGGCCACCCAAGCCGCUCAAUACCUCAUCAGCCAGCGGGUCACCUACGAGCAGGGAGUGAGGGCCUCAAACCCCCAGAAAGUGGGAUGA
Messenger RNA from Pteropus alecto (black flying fox), 1152 nucleotides. Its product is annotated as RNA-binding protein Nova-1. The record is from RefSeq and is a predicted model, not a curated record. Gene Ontology annotation, cellular component: cytoplasm; nucleus. Bases 4 to 1152 code for a protein of 382 amino acids. Gene Ontology annotation, biological process: mRNA splicing, via spliceosome; regulation of alternative mRNA splicing, via spliceosome. Lineage: Eukaryota; Metazoa; Chordata; Mammalia; Chiroptera; Pteropodidae. The transcript is spliced from 5 exons. Gene Ontology annotation, molecular function: mRNA binding.